Vanrija pseudolonga is the source of this 351-nucleotide messenger RNA. RefSeq lists its product as uncharacterized. Lineage: Eukaryota; Fungi; Basidiomycota; Tremellomycetes; Trichosporonales; Trichosporonaceae. Bases 1 to 351 code for a protein of 116 amino acids. The transcript has a single exon. The record is from RefSeq and is a predicted model, not a curated record.
AUGUCGGUCCAGACAGAGUGGGAGGCCGCCAUGGACGAGUACGACACCUCCCUGGGGGUGGCGUACGAGGCCGAGCACGUCCUCGAGCGGGCCUUGCGGGACUGGAACCUGGCGGUCGUGGCUCUUCGCCAAGCUGCCUUCGAUGCUCCUGAGGUGGAGGACGCCGCGUUCGCCCAGGUGCGGGUGCGCGGGGCUGCGAAGGAUGCGGCCAAAGCAGCCCUCGAGGAAGCGGUGGUCGCCCGGAACUGGCGCUACGAGCUUCUCCAGGCGGCCGAGGCGGCGCGGGACACCGAGCAGGUCCAGUGGCAGGCCGACGUGGCAGCAAGCGAGUCGAGCGGGGCAGGAGGGUAG